This is a messenger RNA of Indicator indicator, 1191 nucleotides long. It is a transcript of the gene SDR42E1, whose product is annotated as short chain dehydrogenase/reductase family 42E, member 1. Gene Ontology annotation, molecular function: 3-beta-hydroxy-Delta5-steroid dehydrogenase (NAD+) activity. Gene Ontology annotation, biological process: steroid biosynthetic process. The record is from RefSeq and is a predicted model, not a curated record. NCBI's taxonomy places the organism in Eukaryota, Metazoa, Chordata, Aves, Piciformes, Indicatoridae. The transcript is spliced from 2 exons. Bases 16 to 1191 code for a protein of 391 amino acids.
GCCAAAGGAAAGAGGAUGGGACCAGAAAAUACUGCCAAGGAAACAGUCCUCAUUACUGGAGGAGGUGGUUACUUUGGCUUCCGUUUAGGUUGUGCCAUGUACCAAAAGGGAGUUGAUGUGAUUCUCUUUGAUGUUGUGAAGCCACUUCAAACUGUGCCAGAGGGAAUAAAGUUCAUGCAAGGGGAUGUCUGUUGCCUGUCUGAAGUGGAAGAGGCUUUUAGAGAUGUAAUCUGCGUAUUCCAUAUCGCUUCCUAUGGAAUGUCUGGUAGGGAGCAGCUGAACCGGAAACUGAUAGAAGAUGUUAAUGUGAAAGGAACAGAAAAUGUCAUCCAAGCCUGCAAGAGCAUAGGAGUGUCGAGUCUGGUUUACACAAGUACAUAUAACGUGAUAUUUGGAGGUCAGGUUAUAGAAAAUGGGGAUGAAUCUCUGCCUUACCUACCUCUUCACCUUCAUCCAGACCACUACUCCCGGACCAAAUCUGUAGCUGAAAUGAAGGUGCUGGAGGCAAACGGUGCUGAGCUUGGAAAUGGCAAAGGUGUAUUAAGGACUUGUGCUCUCCGACCAGCAGGCAUCUAUGGACCUGGAGAACAAAGACAUCUUCCAAGAAUAGUUAGCUACAUUGAAAGGGGCCUGUUUAAAUUUGUAUAUGGAGAUCCAGGCAGUUUAGUAGAAUUUGUACAUGUAGACAAUCUAGUUCAGGCUCACAUCCUUGCCUCUGAGGCCCUCAAAGCCAACAAAAACCACAUAGCUGCAGGCCAAGCCUACUUUAUUUCAGAUGGCAGGCCUGUAAAUAACUUUGAAUUUUUCCGACCUUUAGUGGAAGGUUUGGGUUACAAGUUCCCAACCUGUCGCCUGCCUCUUUCCAUUGUCUACUUUUUUGCAUUCCUUACUGAAGUAGUUCAUUUGCUGGUAGGCCAUGUUUAUAAUUUCCAGCCUCUUCUCACUCGCACAGAGGUUUACAAAACAGGUGUCACACAUUAUUUUAGUAUGGAGAAGGCCAGAAAGGAGCUGGGGUAUGAGCCUCAGCAGUACAGCCUGAAUGAAGUGGUUGAGUGGUUCAGAUCUCAGGGCUGUGGACCAAAGCCAAGAAAGUACAGCAUUGUGCAUCUUGCUAGAGAUGGAGGAUUACUCUUCCUGCUGAUUGCUGUGAUGGUCUCAUGGUUUUCAUCCACAGUUACAUUUUCACUCUGA